Molecule: messenger RNA, 1672 nt
Organism: Melitaea cinxia (Glanville fritillary)
Lineage: Eukaryota; Metazoa; Arthropoda; Insecta; Lepidoptera; Nymphalidae
Product: endoplasmic reticulum-Golgi intermediate compartment protein 3
Exons: 8
Coding region: 156-1313 (385 amino acids)
Biological process (GO): retrograde vesicle-mediated transport, Golgi to endoplasmic reticulum; endoplasmic reticulum to Golgi vesicle-mediated transport
Cellular component (GO): COPII-coated ER to Golgi transport vesicle; endoplasmic reticulum membrane; endoplasmic reticulum
Source: RefSeq, a predicted model, not a curated record
CAACUUCAAAUACCGAUACAAAAUUACAAACACACCUUAAAACAGCCAUACAUAAUUCAUAUUUUUCAUCAAAAGUUUUAUCUAAAAUCGUCUAGCUAGCAAUAGAUUUGAAAAAUAUUAAAUAUUUAUUUAAAUUUAGUUAUAAGUAGAUCAACAUGGUAUCACAAUUCAUACAUAAAUUUAAGCAACUUGAUGCUUAUGCCAAAACUUUAGAGGACUUUAGAGUAAAAACAGCUACUGGAGCAGUUAUUACCGUAACUGGAGCUGUAGUAAUGGUUUUGCUUAUUCUAUCAGAAAUGCACACAUAUUUGUCACCAAACAUAUCUGAAGAAUUAUUCGUUGACACAUCACGGGGACAUCAAUUAAGAAUUAAUUUUGACAUAGUAGUCCCAAGGAUAUCUUGUGAUUAUUUAGUGUUAGAUGCAAUGGAUUCCUCAGGAGAACAACAUCUUCAUUUGGAUCAUAACAUCCAUAAGAGACGAUUAGAUCUAAAUGGUAUCCCUAUAGAAGAACCUAAAAAGGAAGAAUUUCCAGUUUCUUCAUCUGUAAAACAAAAAACAUCUGAGAUUGCAACAGUCAAAUGUGGAAGUUGUUAUGGUGCAGCGUUUAAUGAAACACAGUGCUGUAAUACUUGUGAUGAUGUAAAGGAAGCAUAUAGACUAAGACGAUGGGCUUUACCAGACUUAGCAACAAUAGAACAAUGCAAAGAUGAUGACUCAGUAGAAAGAACUAAUCAAGCACUUAAAGAAGGCUGCCAAAUUUAUGGAUACAUGGAAGUUAACAGGGUUGGUGGAAGUUUUCAUAUAGCACCAGGCAAAAGUUUUACAAUAAACCAUGUCCAUGUUCAUGAUGUGCAACCCUUCUCAUCAUCAGUAUUCAACACAACUCAUAUAAUAAAACAUUUGUCAUUUGGAACAGAUAUCAAAAGUGCUAACACAGCUCCUCUCGAUGGUGUAAUUGGACUAGCUCAUGAAGGUGCUGUUAUGUUUCAGUACUAUUUGAAAAUAGUCCCAACAAUGUAUGUUCGAUUAGAUAACACUGUACUUCACACUAACCAGUUCUCAGUAACUAGACAUCAAAAAUCUGUUUCCAACGUUAAUACUGAAUCAGGAAUGCCUGGAGCAUUCUUUAGUUAUGAGUUAUCACCUCUAAUGGUUAAAUAUACUGAAAAAGGAAGGUCAAUUGGCCAUUUUGCUACCAAUAUCUGUGCAAUAGUUGGAGGUGUAUUCACGGUGGCUGGCAUAUUUGACACUCUUCUGUAUCAUUCUCUUAAUGCAUUUCACAACAAGGUUGUCUUGGGGAAAGCAGGCUAAAAUGAGAGACCUAACUAUAAUUAUAAAGUUUUCAAAAAUGUAUUAAAAUCAUCAAUGUUACAUUUUGCAUAAGCUUUGCAGAACUCUAAAUCGGACUUUUCAAUUAAAGCCUUAAGUGGAAUAUAGUUUUCUUUAUUUGGAUCAUAUUGAGCUCUUCCCAAACUAUCUAAAAACAUAUGACGUUGUUUCACUCUAAAAUUCCUGCAUAAAAGCACAUGUGGAGACUGUAGUAGUGUAUCAUGUGGUAUCUUAAUAAUAUUAUGGACGUAAUUGAAUCUUUCCAGCAAAGAUUUUUGAUCUGAAACAAAGUUACUAUUAAGAGUUUAUUGUUAUUUUUAAUAAAUUUAUAUUAUAUUCAA